AUGGCGAAGCUGGCGCGAUCGCCAACGGCCUCCCCGCCGGCGGCGGCAGCGGAGAGGCACCGCUCCGCGCCCGGGUCGGGGCUCCGGUCCCUCGCCAGCGCCGCCUCCGGGUGGUGGGACCGGUGGGCGGUCAUGGAUUCCGGCCUCUCCAAGCUCGAGAGGGCCUUCGGCGACAAGUUCCCCGAGGGCGAGCGCUACUUCGGGCUCGAGAACUUCGGCAACACCUGCUACUGCAACAGCGUCCUCCAGGCACUGUAUUAUUGUGCUCCAUUCCGGGAGCAGUUGCUGGAAUACUAUAGCAAAAACAGAAAUCUCGAAGAUGCUGAAGAAAAUUUGUUGACCUGCCUAGCAGAUCUUUUUUCACAGAUAAGUGCAUCAAAGAAAAAGACUGGUGUUAUCGCUCCAAAACGUUUUAUUCAAAUGGUUAGGAAACUAAAUGAAUAUUUUCGCGGCUACAUGCAUCAGGAUGCCCAUGAGUUUUUGAAUUUCUUACUGAAUGAAAUUGUUGAUAUUCUGGAGAAAGAGUCUAGUUCUGCAAAGGAUUCUCCUGGGACUACAUCUCCUGAAAUGGUCUCAAAUGGGGCAGCUGUUGAUGGAGUUAGAAAAGAACCACUGGUUACAUGGGUACAUAAGAAUUUUCAGGGUACUUUGACUAAUGAAACCAGAUGCCUAAUGUGUGAGACAAUCACCGCAAAGGAUGAGACAUUUUUUGACUUGAGCGUUGACAUUGAACAGAAUAGUUCACUCACAAGCUGCCUGAAGAAUUUCUUUUCUACCGAGACUUUAAAUGCGGAUGACAAGUUCUUCUGUGACAAGUGCUGCAGCUUGCAAGAAGCAGAGAAGAGAAUGAAGAUAAAAAAGGUGCCACAAACAUUGGUGAUCCACCUAAAGCGCUUCAAGUUCAUCGAGCAGCUUAACCGGAACAAGAAGCUGUCGUACCGAGUGGUGUACCCCUUGGAGCUUAAGCUCAGCAGCAGCUCCAGUGAUGCCGUUGCUGACUGUGAGUACUCCCUCUUUGCCGUGGUGGUCCACCUGGGUAGCGGCCCCAACCAGGGGCACUACGUAGCCAAGAUCAAGAGCCAUGACCAUUGGCUGUCCUUCGAUGAUGACAACGUCGAGAUGAUCCCGGAGUCCACCCUACAGACGUUCUAUGGCUCUUCUCGUGAAUAUUCGGGCAACACGGAUCAUGGCUACAUCUUGUUCUACGAGCGCAUUGGUGGGAACGGAGAUGAGAAGACGGACUCCUCCGACGGAGUGUGA
This is a messenger RNA of Miscanthus lutarioriparius, 1260 nucleotides long. NCBI's taxonomy places the organism in Eukaryota, Viridiplantae, Streptophyta, Magnoliopsida, Poales, Poaceae. The record is from the annotation of a GenBank genome assembly.